Messenger RNA from Sinocyclocheilus rhinocerous, 1182 nucleotides. RefSeq names its product arginine and glutamate-rich protein 1-A. The transcript has 4 exons. Gene Ontology annotation, cellular component: mitochondrion; nucleoplasm. The coding region runs from base 209 to 967 and encodes 252 amino acids. Gene Ontology annotation, molecular function: cadherin binding. Lineage: Eukaryota; Metazoa; Chordata; Actinopteri; Cypriniformes; Cyprinidae. The record is from RefSeq and is a predicted model, not a curated record.
UGGGAAAAUGAAGACUGGAGUCUGUCGCCAUAUUGUUUGAUUCCGCAGAUUCACUGGAGCAGAAAGCAACAAACACUCUCAUUAAACAGGCUAAUAUUGAACAAUUACACAGGUAACCGUCAUAUAAGAUUACAUGAGGUCGUUGCAGACCGUACUGCAUUCUUAAGACCAUCUUUAGCGGUGUCAGUCGGAUUUAUUCGUGCAGAAUAUGGGUCGCUCCCGGAGCCGCAGCGCGUCCCGAUCCAAACACCAUAAACACAGCCGCAAACGGAGUCGCUCCAGAUCCAAAUCCAGCAAGAAAAGGAGCAGGUCAAAGGAACCGAAGCGGAGCAGAAGGUCCCGCUCGAGGUCAGGCAGCAGGAGGGACAGAGGUGGCUCACCCCCCGGCCGAACGGACAUGUUCGGCCGCACACUGGGCAAGAGAAACACCGACGAGAAACAGAAGAGAGAAGAGGAGGAGAGGAGAGCAGAGACAGAGAGACAAAGGAAGAUCCGUCAGCAGGAGAUUGAGGAGCGUCUGAUUGAGGAGGAAACGGCGAGGCGCGUGGAGGAGCUCGUGGCACGGCGUGUAGAGGAGGAGCUUGAGAAGCGGCGUGAUGAGAUCGAACAUGAGGUCUUGCGGCGGGUGGAGGAGGCAAAGCGCAUCAUGGAGGCACAGCUUUUGCAGGAGCUAGAGAGGCAGAGGCAGGCCGAACUGAACACCCAGAAAGCCAGAGAGGAGGAAGAAAAAUCCAAACGAGAGGAGCUGGAGAGAAUUUUGGAAGAAAACAACCGAAAGAUUGCUGAUGCUCAGGCUAAGCUGGCUGAGGAUCAGCUACGUAUAGUGGAAGAACAAAGGAAGAUCCACGAGGAACGCAUGAAGCUAGAGCAGGAGAGGCAGAAACAACAGAAAGAGGAACAGAGGAUGAUUCUGGGGAAGGGCAAGUCCCGACCUCGCCUCUCCUUCACUCUCAAAGCUACAGAGUGACUUCUCUUCUCUUCUCUUCUGAUGUGUGCUUCAUGUUGAAGUGAAUCAGAGUCCCAAAGAGAGGUCUGCCCUGUGCUCUCUGCCCACAUAAAUUACUCUUCGAAAACCCAGGAAAAUCUCACGCUUCAAAACCGGACUUGCAGGCACCACCACAGACUUGCAGAUCAGCUGCCGCCAUCUGCUUUUUUUUUUCAGUGUGUCGUAUUGAUAUUUGA